Armigeres subalbatus is the source of this 7158-nucleotide messenger RNA. Its product is annotated as titin-like. NCBI's taxonomy places the organism in Eukaryota, Metazoa, Arthropoda, Insecta, Diptera, Culicidae. Gene Ontology annotation, cellular component: neuronal cell body; neuron projection; intracellular membrane-bounded organelle. The transcript has 10 exons. Bases 262 to 6237 code for a protein of 1991 amino acids. Gene Ontology annotation, biological process: protein localization to cell surface; synaptic transmission, cholinergic. The record is from RefSeq and is a predicted model, not a curated record.
GCGAAGGAGUGCAUUUUUGUGGCACCGCGUGUAUCGGGCUGAACCACGGAAAACGCAUUGUGUGAUUGGAUGCACUUUUGAAAGGGUAGCCUUGCGAGGAAUUUCGUGGAAACUGUUAAACGAUUUGGAGUACGAUUUCGUGCAUUAUUUUGUUGAUUGUAAAGUGGAAACAUUGGAAUAAAAGUAUAUCGUUUUUCACCUGGUACUACGCAGAAAUCUGGUACACGUAGCAAAAAGAAAAAACCCGGUCCCAUACCUGGUAUGCGCCCGCCUAUGGGAGCUGGAUCGCAUCAGUCUACAAAAUCCGCCAACUCAAUGGGUUUCAUAAUGCCACUCUAUACCAUCGGUAUUGUUUCAUUCUUCAUCUACACAAUACUGAAACUUAUAUUCAAGAAAACGCCAGCCACGCCUUACCCGGAGAUUAAACCAGACACGACUUUCAGGAACGAGGUGUUCACUGCCCCAGACCAACCAUAUAUCAAGCGACCAGACAGUGGAACCACUAAGCUAGGACAACCGAUCGCAAAUGGAGAGAACGGUGCACCAGUUUCAGUGGGACCAGUGUCCAAUGGUAGCGCAAGUGCUAGCUUCAACCACUCGGUUCAGGCGGAAAUCAGCGUUGAUUAUCAACAGCUGGUCACGAAAUCUGAAUCACCCCCCGCAACGACAGACUCUAGAACCACAGCUGAAGAACCGGUGACUGAACAUACCGGUCCAGUAGAGCAGGGCAAUGAUGAAGCUAGUAGCGUAACCGAAGCGACCAACGAUAAAGAACAAGUGCAACCCGAAUACGACCCUGCUAUCGAAAAGUUAGUUGACGGAAUCGUAGUACAGAAGGUUGUGCAACUUAACGAAGAGGCAUCGACCAGUGAGAAUAUUGAGCGAGUAGCUAGUGAAGUGGUAGAAGAAGUUCUACAGGAGGCCGAGAGUGAGAUCAACGAAGCUGCCGAAGCUGCAGCUGUUAAACUGGUGGAGAAAGUAGUAGAACAAGCGGAAGCUGCAGUGCUUGCUGUAGAAAUUCCGGAAGUUCUAGAAACACAUGAGGAAGAAUCGACUUCUCCUAAUGCAACAUAUAUAUCCAAAGAAGACCAAUCUAUAACGUCUGUUGAAGAGCCUGUUUCUGUACCAGAGUCAGUGCAAUCUGUCGAGGUAACGCAUGAAACUGUGGAGCAUGUGGAACCAGCAUCGGAACAAGGCACAGAUACAUCAAAAGCAGUUACAUUCGCUGAGACCAUAGCUGUUAACAUUUCCAAUGAACUAACCGAAACGCAACCAGAUAAAAUUGAUACAACUAUUGUUGAUGGCUCAGUAGAUAUUGAAGUAAAAGGAAUUGAAGAACAGAUUUCGGUGCAAAAUAAUGUUGUUGAAGUUGUCUCCAAUGAUACAAUCUUAGUUCAAAACUUAUCAGGCAGUGUGGUUGAACCAGAAAUCGCAGAAAACAUCAUCUCCACUGAACAAAAUAAUAUAUCAUCUAUAUAUGAAAAGGCUGAUUUUGUUUCACUCAACAAUACAGUUGAUAAACUUCAAGAAAACGUUAUUCCAGCUGAGGUUGAAAUUACGCAACAAAUUUCUAUUACAGAACCGGCCAAUGCUAUUGAACAGUUCAUUGCAUCAGAGAAGAGUGUUUCAUACAAGUUCGACGAACCAAUAUUGCCUCAGAUUACAGAAUCCAAGGUUGAGCAAGAAGACAACACUAUUGAAAUACCAGUCUCUGACGAAGCAACCGCUGAAGAAGUAGUUGAAGUGUUGAAGAGUGUUGCUUUUGCUGACGAUGUUGUUCAAACAAUUCUUGAAACAGAUCAAAAGGCUACUGAUGUAGCAACUGAAUUGGUGCAAGAAACUAUAGUUGAUAGUAAACCUUCAGAAACAAUUCCAAUAGAGCAAACUGCGCUAGUUGCUGACGCAACAAAUAUAGUAACCGAAGCCGAAACUGCUUUGGAAGCCAUUGUCAACGCUGAAAAAGUUAAAGACACUAUAAAGGGUGUUACGUUCGAUGAUGAAGUGAUUGUUGUUGAUGCUCCAAUAUCAGCAGAGGUUGAAACAAUAACCGAUACUUUGGUCGACGCUGAAGAAGCAACUAUCAAAGCAUUGGCGGAAGCAAUCGACCAAGAAGCGGAGGACAUUGGAGCUGUUGCCGAGGGACUUGUUAAUGAAGUUCUUGAUGAGAUACAAGAAAUUGUUAAUGAGAAGGAAGUAUUGGAACCGACUCAGGCGCCAAGCUACGAUCCGGUUACCCAAGUUCUAGUUUCUUCUUCUGAUAAUGAGGCUGUUGUUGAAUCCGAACCAAAAUAUUCUGAAGAAAAAACGAAUGAAUCUUCAGAUUCUUUUGAAAAUGAGACCUCAUUUACCGUAGAAGUCGACGCGGAAGAGGCAGUCAUCAAAGCAUUAGCGGCGAAAAUGGAAGAAGCAAUUUCCCAGCAAGCUGAAGAGGCCGAAGUUGUAGCCACUGCCGAGGAACUUGUAAAUGAAGUUCUAGAUCAGGCUCAAGAAAUCGCAAAGGAGAAAGGAGCUCUGGAACAUGUUGAGGCUGCUAGUCACGAUCCGGCCAUACAAAAACAAGUAGAUGAUGCACUGAUCGAUGGUUUUGCAUAUGAUGCUGACGAUAAAAAUAAUUCAAGCGAACAGUCUUCUGCAGAAGAAGUUGUGGAAUCGAUUUCGAUCAAGGAAGUCAAUUCCGAGUUGAACAGCGCACCUUCUCAGCAAACAAUAAUUUCAGAGAAUGAUGUAGUUCAACCGGCUGAAUCUGUUAAUUUGUUGGUAGAACCAACAAGUGAAAAGAUCGUUGACAAUGCUGUUGAAGUGGCAGAAUCUGUGUUACCAUUGGUGUCAGAAGUUAACACUACGGUUAUUCAAAACAACUUUUCAGAUGAAAAUGAUAUACAGAUAGAAAAAGAGAAUUCAAUUGGUAAUGCUGGACAGCUGGUAACUGUUGAUCAAUCAAUCAUAAUUGAGACACCACUUAGCAAUGAGCCGUCAAAAGAUGUAAAACUAGAAACAGGUCUAACCACGGAAACAUCUGUUGAUCCCAUAAAAGAAGAAAAAUCUUAUGCUGAAUUAUCUGAUUCUGAAGCUGAGAAAAUUGGUGAAAAUUCAUCUUUCCAGGAGAAUAUUAUUUCGCCAGUUGAUAUAGUUGAGAAAGAUUUACCCGUUGCUGAAAUCGUGGAAGUAGUUUUAGAAGGAGCAGCCGCAUCCGACGCACCCGAUGUCGUUGAAGAUCAAUCUAUUAUUAUUUCAGAUACCACUACUUCCGUAUCUGAGGCGAGUGAAAACGACACACCUCAAGCACAACAAAAAGAUAUCCCAAUUAUUGGUGAAAUACAGGAAAAAGAACCACUCGUGGAACCUUCUGCAUUUGUACAAGUAGAGUCAGUGAACGAUAAUGUCGGCUAUGUUGAGAAAAAGGUAUCUGAAGUGGUGGAAGAAGUAAAACAAAUAGUUCAAGAGGAUAAUGCAAAUACUUCAGAAAAUGAAGUAGAACAGGUUAUCGAAUCCGUUGAGGCAGCUGAUGUUAUUGAUUCUAAGCUAGUUGGAAGUAAAGUUGAACAUGAAGAUGAAGCUCAAACGACUGAGACGGUAAAACCUGAUGCUCUAACAAUUGAAAAUCAAAUAGAAAACACACCUAGCGAAGAUAUUGAAACUGUCCAUGUGCUAAAAGAAUCCCAAUUUAAUGAGACAAUUCCAACAGCAAACAUACAAACUGAAAAGGUGGAAUCCAGCGUUGAAGUCGAACCAAGCAACGAAACAACGAAAGAAGUUGUUUUUGAACAAACAUUUGUUAAAGAUGUAUCAGCAGAAGUAUAUCAAGAAGUUUUGGGUGCUGGAGAUGAUACCACAUUAGAAAAGACAGCAGCCACAGAAGAUGCAAAUACAACAAAUGAAGUUAUUGAAACUGCUCUUGUACAGAAAGAUUCACAGUCUAAUGAGACAGCACCAACCGAAAAUAUACAAACAGAAAAAGCAGAAGCCAUCGUUGAAGUCCAACCUAAUAUCAAUAUAGUGGUAGAGGAUAUUUCUGAAACCCAAUCUUCUGUUGAAGAUGGUUUAGAAAAAGUGUUAUUGAAAGUAGAAAACGAUGCCAUAACUGAAACAACAACCACUGCAGAUCAAAGAGAAAAUGCCACAAACGUAGUUAGCGAAACUGUUUCUCAACCGAAAGACUUAAAAGUCACUGACACAGUUCCAGCAGAAAAUAUACAAACAGAAAAGAUAGAAGCCAUCGUUGAGGUUCAACCAAGUAUCAAAAUAACGGAAGAAGUUUCUUCAGAAAACCCGUCUCCUGGUACAGAUGAAUCAGAAGUAGUAGUGAAUCAAGUAGUUCUAGAUACUGAACAUACCUCCACAACGGAAGGAAUUACAGCUCUGAAAGAAAAAAUAGUAGUUCUAGAUACUGAACAUACCUCCACAACGGAAGGAAUUACAGAUCUGAAAGAAUUACAAUCUGAUGACGCUAUCCCAACUGAAAAUAUACAAUCAAAAACGGUACAAGCUAUCGUUGAUGUUGAACCAAUUGUCGACUCGACGUUACAAGAAAAAGUUUCUGAAAAACCAUCUCCUGUUGAAAUUGAAUCAGCUAAUGUACAAUCUGUUCUGGAUGCAGAAAAUAAUACCACAACCGAAGCGCCAACGACUGCAGAAGGUCAAAUAGAAAAUACAACUAACGAAGUUAGCGAAACUGUUCCUGAACCGAAAGAAUCAAAAUCUAAUGAGCCAGUGGAAAAUAUACUAAAGGAAAAAACAGAACUCAUCGUUGAAGUUGAAACUAAUAUCAAAGCCGCAACAGAAGCAUUACCUCAGCAAGAUGCUGCUGGAGUUGAAUCUGAACAAUCCCACACUGAUCAAACAAUCGAUUUACUUGUGGAAACAGAAACGAAGAACGAUACUCUGGAAUCAGGUGAUAUUGAUAGUAAGAAACUUGUAAAUGAAACAGUUUCUCUAGAAGAUGCUUUAGUUCAGCCUGUAGAAGCUAAAGAAAUUGCUGGAGAAAAAGUUACUCUUCUUGACGAAAAAAUAGAAAAUGCUUCGCCAAACUCAGAUGCCACAGUGGAAACAGUUGAGGAGCAUGUCCCAGAAGUAACUGUAUCUACGACGAAUGAACAGGAGGAGCCAGCUGGAGUUGUUCCAGAAAAAAAUAUUAUCACAGAAACACUGCAUUCCGUGAACUCAAUUGAGCCUGUAAUUUUAAGUAGUGCUGAUGCAUCAGUUGAAGUAGUAUCCAUCAGUGAGGCUCGUGGGCAUUCAGAAGAGCCAACAUGUGAGCCAUCAGAAGCAGAAUCGUCCGCUCGUGGGCCCAUUAUUGAAGAAGUACUCGAUGAAGCAGUGGAGGCCUCAGAGGAAGUCGUCACGGCUAUUCAAGGUCUGAUAAGCGCAGCAGAUGAGCAGUUACUGAAAAUAGAUAGCAUUAAAAAAUCGGCGAGAAACUUAAGCAAGGAAACAGAAGAAAAGGACAAUACCGAAACAGAUGAGAAGAUUCCCGAGCAGAAUGGUCACGUUUGUAAAUCCGUAGACGAUAGGAAUACUGUAGAAUCAUCCGAGUUACAACAGCAGGAAGAAGUAGACGACGGCGAACCUCAACUUGAGCAGGUCGAUGAUGAAGAAAAGGUUCAACAACAGUUGGAAGUUGAGGAGGACGCUCCAAAGAUUGAGCAGCGACAUGAAACCGGUGCAGUACCGAAGAAACGAGAAGCCAGUGAAGAUCGAAGCUCUUUGAAGGUGAUACCCAUGGAAAAGAAGGCUGCCUAUGAUCCAGGACAGCCGAAUCGUCCUGGAACCCCAGUGCAGUGUAUAACGCUGGAUCCGACAAUCAUCGAAGCCGAUGUAGCGGAGUCCAAGUGCAUUCUUCUAGAUGCUGCUAAAGUGCCACAGCCGUCCAAGGUUACAAUUCCUGAGUCAGAGCUUGCUAUUGCCACGCUAGAUUCUAGUCAGAAAUCGAGUGAAGAAACGCCUUUCGACCUGAAUCUGGUGGUAGUGUUCGAAUCGCUAUCAAAUCUAAACCAAGGUCGAAGUUUGGAGGUCAACGUAUUGUUAGGUUCUGAACCGACCACCCCGGUUAUACAACCCUCAGCAGCGGCCCGAGUGGCAUCACCAACGAGGGAGGUGGUGCUUAGCGGAAUGAUGAAACUGUCGUUAGUGAAGCUAGACGACAACGAAAAUCAAGCUUCUGGCGAUGUCGUGCUGAGAGCCAAGGAUCUGAAGAAAGGCGACCGAUACGAUGGCGACUUCGGCCCAAAUGAAGAAUAAGGCCAAAGCUUUAAAGCGGUCCAACUAUGGAAACCCGCGAAAUGUGGCAGUACUAAUUUAAAUAGUUAAACUGCGAGCCUGACACACGGUAUUUGUACGAGCUCAUAUUUUUCUAGAACUGAAAUUGAAAAUACAAAGAGUACGGAAAGGGUUUUACUACAGGUCUUUUAGUAAACCAGUUUCUUUAAUGACUGAGAAUAAAAAAACGCGGGCAGCCGAUAGAGUGGAGUGAUGUAUUAAUGGAAGCAUGUUCAACCGAGAUGAUCAAAUUUACAUUUGGUUUGCUUCCAUGAGAUAUGAGUUGCACCUGGUAAAUCCAUAUAUUCAUUAAGCACAAGCAAAUCGGCUCAAUUUUAGGACGUCUUUGGUCCACCCAAACUUCAGCUCAGAUUUACACUAAAUUGUAGGCUUACCAACGAAAGGAAAUUCUAAACCUAUUUAUCCAUUGUUACAUUCGAUGUGUAGAAAAAUUGCAUGUGUUUGAGAGAGUUAUAAAACUAGACCGAAAUUUCUUCCAAUCGAUCCAUUGUUUCAGCUUACUAUCAUUAUCUGUUGUUUCCAGCAGUCUGUUUUCUUGCUUAAGUUGAUCAAUCACUUAUAUUAGUUUAUUUAUAUAGCUCAGACAACAAUAGUAUUUUAUACCAGUCUCUUUUUUGUCCACAUGUACUUAUAUAUUGUUAUACAUCUUGUUAACGCUUUCGAUGAUUUAUAGCCCGGGCGUCAUCCGUGUAAACAGUCCUUUUUAUACAUUGUUACCAUGAUAUAGCAGAUAUUCUGCCCAUAAAAAGAGCAAACUUAAUCAUCGGAAUAAAAAACGGUGUCGUAGAUGAAACAAUAUAAAAAAGUUAUAACAAGCAGCCAAACUAUUGUAACAGAAAACUGAUAAAAUGAAUAAUAAAAAAGAACAAGUUAAAGCUUCCA